AUGGCUUUUCGACCACGGUCGGUGGCUCUGUUUCGCCAGGGUCGCGGUCUUCGCUCAAUGCUGGGCCGGACUCGUGGCUUGGCGACUGUGUCGGACGGCACACAAACGUAUGAUGUCGUCGUGAUUGGUGGUGGUCAUGCUGGGUCGGAGGCAUGCGCUGCCGCUGCGCGCUCCGGAGCGCGCACUGCUCUGGUAACGCCCUCGCUCGCGAACAUUGGCGUGUGUUCGUGCAAUCCCAGUUUCGGUGGGAUUGGCAAGGGAACAAUGAUUCGAGAGGUCGAUGCGAUGGACGGUGUUGCGGGCCGCAUCAUUGACAAGGCCGGGAUUAUGUUUCGAAUCCUGAACCGCUCCAAAGGACCGGCUGUCUGGGGCCCUCGCGCGCAGAUCGACCGCGAUCUGUACAAACAAUAUAUGACGGAGGAGCUGGUUGAUACAAAAGGGUUGAGCAUUGUGGAAGGCAAGGUCGCCGACAUCGUGGUCUCGAAGGAGGGUAUGGAGAACACCCCCGGCACCCAGGGCAAGAUUGUUGGUGUCCGAUUGGAAUCCGGCGAGGUCAUUCGCACCGGACGUGUGGUUAUAACGACAGGAACUUUCCUUGGUGGUGAGAUUCACAUUGGACUGGACAUCUUUCCGUCUGGGCGCAUGGGCGAGGCGCCGACUUACGGCCUGAGCAAGUCGUUACGCGACGCAGGCUUUCAACUAGGACGUUUGAAGACCGGGACGCCGCCUCGGUUGGAUAUGAAAACAAUUGACUUCAAGGGUUUGGAGGUGCAACCUGGUGACUCGCCUCCUCAGCCUUUCUCAUAUCGCAAUUCGACUGUCCAAGUCGGCGACGAGGGCCAGCUUACAUGCUGGAUGACCCACACGAACGAGUCUUCUCACGAGAUCAUCCGUGCCAACCUAGACAAAUCUGUGCAUAUCAGGGAGAUGGUGCGCGGACCGCGGUACUGUCCAUCGCUGGAAUCGAAGAUCAUUCGAUUCACGGACAAGCCCCGGCACCAGAUCUGGCUCGAGCCAGAAGGGUUUGCGCCCAACGACGUGGUCUAUCCGAACGGCAUUUCCAUGACCGUUCCUGCAGACGCACAGUACGCCAUGCUGCGAACAGUGCGCGGUCUCGAGAAUGUGAAGAUGCUGCAGCCAGGCUACGGAGUGGAAUACGACUACAUCGAUCCCCGCAAUCUGCAGCCCACUCUCGAAACCAAGCUGAUCGGCGGGUUGUACCUAGCGGGCCAGCUCAACGGCACGACCGGGUAUGAAGAGGCGGCCGGGCAGGGUAUCAUCGCCGGCACGAAUGCCGGACUCGCGGCGCAAAACCGGGCCCCGCUAACUCUCACACGGUCCGAUGGGUUCAUCGGUAUCAUGAUCGACGACCUCAUCACGAAGGGAGUGUCGGAACCCUAUCGGAUGUUCACAACCCGAAGCGAGUACCGUAUCUCGACUCGAUCGGACAACGCAGACCUCCGACUCACACGCAUGGCCCGAGACGCAGGCGUCGUUUCAGACGAGCGCUGGGACCAUUUCACCGAGACAGAGGCCCAAAUCCAUGAGCUACAGUCUCUCCUCGCAAACACCAGGCUCUCGUCGACCGCAUGGUCCCGCAAGGGCUUCAAGAUCCGCGCCGACACCUCGAUCCGCUCGGCGCUCGAUAUCCUGUGUCUCGACGGCACCGAGAUCGAUGCCUUGAUCCCUCACAUCGACGGUGCGCGCAGAUCCGCAUACACGGCGUCCUCGUUUGCACCGGAUAUCCGCGCGCGUGUCGCCAUCGAGGGCCGCUACGCCCCUUAUGUGAAGCGACAGGAGAAGAUGGCGCAGCGGUUCCAGCAGGACGAGAACUUGGUUCUGCCUGCAGAUCUCGACUACGGCGCGGUCCAUGGCCUCAGCCACGAAGAGCGCCAGGCGCUCGAGCGCGUGCGGCCCGUCAGUGUUGGCAUGGCGCGGCGCAUCGAGGGCAUGACGCCGGCGGGGGCGCUUCGCUUGUUGAUGCAUGUGCGGAAGGGCAGCGGGUUUGCUCCGGAGUUAAGCGUUGAUGAGGACUCUGCUGUUGCAGGUGUUUUGCGGUCGUCGCCUUGA
Penicillium alfredii is the source of this 2070-nucleotide messenger RNA. RefSeq names its product tRNA modification protein MTO1. The record is from RefSeq and is a predicted model, not a curated record. The transcript has 2 exons. Gene Ontology annotation, cellular component: cytosol. Gene Ontology annotation, molecular function: flavin adenine dinucleotide binding. Gene Ontology annotation, biological process: tRNA methylation; tRNA wobble uridine modification. The coding region runs from base 1 to 2070 and encodes 689 amino acids. NCBI's taxonomy places the organism in Eukaryota, Fungi, Ascomycota, Eurotiomycetes, Eurotiales, Aspergillaceae.